Perca flavescens (yellow perch) is the source of this 1168-nucleotide messenger RNA. RefSeq names its product adenylate cyclase activating polypeptide 1a (gene adcyap1a). NCBI's taxonomy places the organism in Eukaryota, Metazoa, Chordata, Actinopteri, Perciformes, Percidae. The transcript has 7 exons. Gene Ontology annotation, molecular function: pituitary adenylate cyclase activating polypeptide activity; peptide hormone receptor binding; neuropeptide hormone activity. Gene Ontology annotation, biological process: positive regulation of ERK1 and ERK2 cascade; regulation of protein localization; neuropeptide signaling pathway. Gene Ontology annotation, cellular component: extracellular region; neuron projection; perikaryon. The coding region runs from base 247 to 849 and encodes 200 amino acids. The record is from RefSeq and is a predicted model, not a curated record.
AGGACGCAGGAAAGUUCUCCGCAGACAAAUGUUAGGCGCUCUCCAUGACCGAGUGCACGUAGAAAUCCCACAGAACUGAGCUGCGGGCGCACGGAGGGCUGCACACUCGGAACAAGCACAAGGAGACCGAAGAGGCGCUUCACUGAGGGUAUAGAGGAAGAGAGGAAGGGAGAGAGAGUGACUGAGAUCCAAUCUCACUCUCCCAGUUGAGAUCCUCAACGGAUCGCGUCCCACAACUGCAGGACAAUGUCAAGUAAAGCGACUUUAGCCUUACUCAUCUAUGGAAUCAUAAUGCAUUACAGCGUCAACUGCUCACCUGUGGGGCUUAGCUUUCCCAGUGUUAGACUUGACAGUGAGGUUUAUGAUGAAGAUGGAAACUCCUUACCGUCCCUGGAUUACGACAGAGACCAAAUGGAUGUGAGAAGCCCUCCGUCUGUCGCUGACGACGUCUACACUUUGUAUUACCCUCCAGAGAAAAGAACGGAAAGGCAUGCAGACGGCAUGUUUAAUAAAGCCUACAGGGAAGCGCUGGGUCAGUUAUCAGCAAGGAAAUAUCUGCAGUCUCUGAUGGCAAAACGUGUAGGCGGGGGGAAAAUGAUGGACGACAGCUCAGAGCCUCUGUCCAAGCGACACUCAGACGGGAUCUUCACAGACAGCUACAGCCGCUACCGAAAGCAAAUGGCAGUCAAGAAAUACCUGGCAGCAGUCCUUGGGAAAAGCCUUGAAGACAUAGGUUUUCACCAUAUCCUACAAGACAUAGACUUUGAUGCCCUCCCGGACGGGGAUGAGUUUGAGGCAUUUUUGGGAGACUGGCUGAAACAGUUCUCUCCCGAAUUUCCGGCUUUGUGACGCAGGAAGCAGUUUGCGGCUGUGGUGCCUUGCAUCGACUUUAAAAUCGCCAUGAAUCACAGAUGGCUAUUUAGUAGCCCUACAAUGCUGCACAUCAUCAGCUUACAUUUCACCCUUUUGUUGUUGUUUUUUGUGUUGCACAGACGUUUGAUAGGAUCUUUAGAAGCAUCCAGCUUUAAGACGCCAAGCGUACUCGCUUGCAAAUGCUUUCUUUUGCACUUUGUUUUUAGAGCAUAGACGUAGCUUUUUGUGAAAAUAGAGGGAAGGAUCAGUUUUCCGCUCUCCAUGAAACAUUAUAUGUAUGAUAAUGAAAGCGCCA